This is a messenger RNA of Morone saxatilis (striped sea-bass), 3242 nucleotides long. Its product is annotated as calsenilin-like. Gene Ontology annotation, cellular component: nucleus; voltage-gated potassium channel complex. The record is from RefSeq and is a predicted model, not a curated record. The coding region runs from base 1469 to 2167 and encodes 232 amino acids. Gene Ontology annotation, biological process: negative regulation of transcription by RNA polymerase II; regulation of potassium ion transmembrane transport. Lineage: Eukaryota; Metazoa; Chordata; Actinopteri; Moronidae. Gene Ontology annotation, molecular function: potassium channel regulator activity; calcium ion binding; RNA polymerase II cis-regulatory region sequence-specific DNA binding. The transcript has 8 exons.
ACUUCAGUUUUAAACCUCAGCCGGAGUGAGUAUUGACUAAGUGAGUCGAGGGAGGAAAAGUUGCAACUAGAAGCAGCAACAGAUAAACUCAGGAAGCUGCAGAGAGAGAGAGAGAGAGAGAGAGGGGACUGAUGGAAAAGUAUGUGCGGAGGAGGUAGACACCUUGGGAGGAGGUUUUAUUUCCCACAGCUCCUCUCAGUUUCAGGAUUUCCCUCCCUGGACAUUGCUGCUGCUGCUGCUGCUGCUGCUCUAAGUGCCUUUUCUCCGGAGCCAUACUCUUCCAUAUCUGGAGCUGGAUUUGGACAAACAGUCAAGUGAACUGAAUCAUACGGGACAGCAACGCAGAACCCGAAGUUCAACUAUUUGCGGUUAAAUUAAGUCUGUUGCCAAAGGCGUUUGGUGGACCAGAGGAUUACUGACAGUUGUGAGAGAAAUGCAGCAGGAGUGAGCAGAAAAAGUGGUUUCUUGGCUGAUAUAAUCAUCACAAGUCCCAUAAGUAAAUGCCUGAUUAAUGGUUUUGAUCAUCUGGAAAGAACAGCCUUGUUUUAGCCAGUUUUCACUUUGCAUGAAAUUUAGUAUAUUGACUGACAGGUCUGUGUUAAAAGAUUAUCACAUCCUGAAUAAUGUGAGCAGAUGCCACUCGGACUAGAAAGACAGAUUGUCCUGCACUUGCAGAUAAAGAGUAUUUACAGCAUGUUUUUGCUCCAAAGCUGAGGUUUCAGAAAUCGCUUGUGUGGUCGGAUAUAAUGGGGUAAUUUACUAAUGUAAUGCUAAUGCUAUUUUGCCGUUUUUAUGGCAUGGAGGAUGAGAAGACUUUGAUAUUUCAGCUUCUGUUUUGUAUUUCAAUAAGUCAGCUGUAUUCACCUGGACUUUCUCCCACCUAAUGGGAGGAAAAUGAUGAAAAUGGACAGAGGCAAAUUCUUUGCUGUUCCCAAAAGACAUUUUCAUCUGAACCUAAGAUGUGAUUCAUGAGCGUAAACUAUGACGUGAGGACUGAUAAUAGCUGUUUGGAUUAAGAGGGUGAGCAGUAACUUUCGUCUUUGAGCUCCUGAGAGUGCAUGCAGAAGGAAAGUCUGGAAAGUGACUCUAAACGUCUCGUUUAAUGCACUGUAAUAAAUGACUUGUGACACAACCCCCAUUUUCCCUCAUGGGUCUAGAGAGGGAGGUUUUCCAUAUAUGUCGGCUUCCACAUAUUUUCCACUUCAGCAUCAGUGUUGACAUUAGAGCAGCCUUCAUCCAGCUCGCUGGCCAGGCUCUCAUGCUGUCUUUUGGGCCUGGCAACAAACCCAUGCAGUCACCCACCAACCAGACUGAUUUCUGAUCACCUCUGUUGAAAACACUCGCUGUUGACUUGCCUCGCCCAGCGUAACUCGGUCAGCCCAGGUUUCCUUUUCGUGUUUCUCCCUCCCGGGGCCAGGCCUUCUCGUGCUGGCUUGGCCCUCAGUGGGCCCCCCCUCAUCCUGAAGUCAUGGGGAUCCAGGGCAUGGAGCUGUUUGCCAUCGGCGUGGUCAUCAUCCUUUUCAUGGCAGUUCUCAAGCAGUUUGGCAUCUUGGAGCCCAUGUCCUCAUUUGAAGAUGACAGCAGCGACAGUGAUCUGGAGCUGUCGACGGUGCGUCACCAGCCAGAGGGGCUAGACCAGCUGCAGGCUCAGACCAAGUUCACCAGGAAGGAGCUUCAGUCUCUCUAUCGAGGCUUCAAGAAUGAGUGUCCCAGUGGGAUGGUUGAUGAGGAGACAUUCAAGACCAUCUAUUCUCAGUUCUUUCCCCAAGGAGAUGCAACCACCUACGCUCACUUCCUCUUCAACGCAUUUGACAUCGACAGAAACGGUUCAAUCCGCUUUGAGGACUUUGUCAUCGGCCUGUCGGUGUUGCUCAGAGGUUCAGUCACUGAGAAGCUCAACUGGGCCUUUAACCUGUACGACAUUAAUAAAGACGGCUACAUCACCAAAGAGGAGAUGCUGGCGAUUAUGAAGUCAAUCUAUGACAUGAUGGGGAGGUACACCUACCCCUGUGUGCGAGAUGAGGCACCCUAUGAACACGUGGACAAGUUCUUCCAGAAAAUGGAUAAAAACCGAGAUGGUGUAGUGACCAUUGAGGAGUUCAUUGAGACCUGUCAGAAGGACGAGAACAUCAUGAACUCCAUGCAGCUGUUUGAGAACGUGAUCUAAAGAAUCACGAUGCUCUCAGUUGUUGUCCUUAAUUCGCCCACGUGCACAACUCACACACAAAACACAGCACACACCCAUGCAAAUCAAACUCCACACUAACACAUGACGUCCAGACACAUAAAGUAGGUACUGUAAAGAUAAAGGAACUAAACUUUUUUUUUCUAUUUCUGGCCGCGCUACUUUAGCUGUAUCUUGCAACUGCUUGUGGAUUAAAAAGGACUGCUACAGACGGAAGAAGAGCUUCCUGGGUAAAAUUCCCCAUCUAUCCAGUUUUUUUUUUAGUUUUUUUUUAUCCUAAAUGAAGAAACAGAAGACCUUUUUUACCGUCAGACGAAAAGAACCAACAAGGAAUAAAGAAGCUUACUGUACAAAUAAUCCACCGACCUGAGCACACAAGGAUUCUAGUUUUAACACUAAUACACCUCAUCUCUCACACACAGUGUCUCUUUCACACACACAAACCUGUUCCCUCAAGGGGUUUUAGAGCACUGGAUGAAGUGAACUAACAGCAGCACAAAAAAAAAAUUUAAAAUCGCAGUGACACAAAAAAGAGAAAUGAACUAAAGCAUGUUUGUCAUCAAAUAUGUGAUGUGGAAUUAGCUUGCACUACAAUUUUAUGACUAUGUAUUAUAUGCGCCUGUAAUAAAGGCACUGUAGAUACCUGCACCCGAUACACCACUGGUGUAUGUAUAUAUGUAUAGUUAAUAGUUAUAUACCCUACGUCGUAUUGGUCUCAUCUGUGCUGCACUGGGUGAUGGAACAGGACCAGAACUGAAUAUUUGUUUUAGAAGUCUCUGUGUUAAUCAGUUUAACAUCAUGUUUAGUAGCAGUUCUUGACCAAAUUUAAAUGUUUUAUUCAAAUAUUUCUCCUUUUUUUUGUAUUUUGGAGAUUUAUGUUUUGCUGGUCCGAUUGGAAAACUGAGUAAGUAAGUUUGAAGAAACAAAAGGACUGUUAUUAGGUGUGUUCUUGCGCUGAAUUAAAGCUUUAUUGGUUCUUCAGUAUCUGCGAGCAUGCUGAAUCUUAAGUGCCACAGUAUUAUGUACAGUACAGUAGGACCUUUGUGAUGUCAGUUAA